Messenger RNA from Cooperia oncophora, 690 nucleotides. Lineage: Eukaryota; Metazoa; Nematoda; Chromadorea; Rhabditida; Trichostrongylidae. The record is from the annotation of a GenBank genome assembly.
AUGCACCUCACUGUGUUCCAUACCUUCUUAGGACCUUAUGAUUUCCCAAGCUGUAAGUGCUUAAUUUCAGCGUGCCCGGCUGGUCAACAGCUCUACGGCGUCGAAUGUACACGAGUGGCACAUUAUGGCCAAGUAUGUGAAAAGGACAGUCAGUGUGUCGAUCCAUUCAACGCUUGUGUUGCUGGUACUUGUCAAUGCGCCCCAGGAACCACAAGAGAUGUGAUGAGAGGCUUCUGCUACGCUGCCAACACAGACAGUUGCCCCCUCGGUUACCGCUGUGUGACUUACGGUAGUCCAUAUGUCGGGCACUGCUGCCGAUUACGUUGUCCGUAUGGAGAGCCCGACCUGAGCCAAUCCUGCGACGCUGGUGCAGCGCCAGAAUCCAAGUGCCGACCGCUCACCCACUUCUGCUAUACGAUCAGCGAGCCAGGGCGGUGUGAAGGCGGUAUCUCGAUGUCAUGCGCUUUGGGCACUUGUCAAUGUAAACUUGGCUAUCACCCGUACAAUGAUGAUCGGUUUCCAACGUGUGAGAAGACCUGUAAUCAGCUGGAAGAGAUUGCAUCGACCGACCGAUGCCUUCCAAAAGCUCAACUUGGCCAUCGAUUUCUCUCAAGAACAGUGUCAGGCUUAUCGCUGACUGUAGAUUUGGAACGUGUCAAUGCUUAUGUGGAUAUAAGCAGGUUCGAGUAA